AUGGCACCGAGACUACCAACCUCAAAACUACACCUUAUUAACAAUUUGAUACAAAGCCAAUCACUAACCAGUUUUCAAAUGGCAGAGGCUGCAGAAUGCAGCGAACAGACGAUCAAAAAUAUCUGCAGAAACCUACGACUGUUUGGACACGUCCAUGCCCCUUCAACUCGUAUCGGUCGGAGACGAAGUAUAACACCACCAAUGCUAGAAGCACUCUGUGACCAUCUGUUGGAAAAGCCAGGCCGAUACCUUGAGGAGAUGGCUAUAUUCCUACGGGAUGAAUUCCGGAUGCUAGCAUCAACCUCUAGCAUUAGGAGGGCCCUCGUAUCCAAAGGAUGGUCCAAAAAGACUGUCCGACAGAAGGCUAAAGAGCAGAAUGCCGAAUUACGAGAAAUUUACCUUCAUAAACUCUCCGAAUUUGAGUCGUACCACCUUGUUUAUGUUGAUGAGUCUGGAUGCGAUAAACGCAUCGGGUUCCGACGAACAGGCUGGUCACCACUCGGUGUAGCACCUCGACAAGUGUCUUAA
Molecule: messenger RNA, 528 nt
Organism: Penicillium digitatum Pd1
Lineage: Eukaryota; Fungi; Ascomycota; Eurotiomycetes; Eurotiales; Aspergillaceae
Source: RefSeq, a predicted model, not a curated record